Molecule: messenger RNA, 6614 nt
Organism: Scleropages formosus (Asian bonytongue)
Lineage: Eukaryota; Metazoa; Chordata; Actinopteri; Osteoglossiformes; Osteoglossidae
Gene: kif16ba
Product: kinesin family member 16Ba
Exons: 24
Coding region: 668-6184 (1838 amino acids)
Biological process (GO): microtubule-based movement
Molecular function (GO): microtubule motor activity; ATP binding; microtubule binding
Source: RefSeq, a predicted model, not a curated record
AUUUUAGGAUUUCAUAUAGUUAAGGAAAAUAUUUUUUGAAGGGCAGAAGUGGUUCUGUAUAACUCGAGAAAGCGGAUAAGCGCGUGCGUGCGGUACUAAUCAAGUACCACAUUCUUUUUUUUUUUUCUCCUCAUUUAGGGACAUACGGAAAACUGUGUAUAUUUUGUAUACUUUGGUGGACCACUUUAGAAUCCGGGGAUGUUUCGUAUUUGUUUAAUAUAUUUAAUAAUCAAUGUGUUUUAAUACUUUACAGUAAUAUUUUAUAUUUUCAGCUGUCCUGGCCUCCGUCCUGUUUGUCCCUCUGUACGGAAACACUGAUCGCGCGCUCCGCCGCCGAAAGAGGAGGAGCCGAACCGGAGGGAGGGGGAAGUGAGUGGCGGUCGCGCAGGACAGUCCGCAGGAGCCCGACCUCAACCGUGAAAACACAGCGAGCACGCGGAACAAAAGGACUGCGGACGCCGCCGCCGCCGCUGCCGCUGCACCGCUUGUCUUGAGCCCGAACACGGACGGACGGACGGAGUGUGAACUAGUCGUGUGUUUCGGAGGACGGUCCGCCGGUACCAGCGCGUGAGGCGGGCCCUUCGCCGGAAGGCGCGAGCGCUAGUAGAGAAGCGCAAGCCGAGCGAGCCGAGCGGGCGCGCGGAUACGCACGGCGGAGGGAUGAGCCAUGGCGUCGGUGCGGGUGGCGGUGCGGGUCCGGCCCAUCAACAGGCGAGAAAUUGAAUUAUCUGCCAAAGUCAUCAUCCACAUGGAAGGGAAUAAGACAUCUAUAACCAACAUAAGGAUUCCUGAAGGCAUCUCAGGAGACUCUUCGAGGGAGCGAGUCAAGACCUUCACGUAUGACUUCUCCUAUGAUUCCAGCGACAGCAGAAGCUCCACCUUUGCAUCUCAGGAAAAGGUCUUCAAAGACUUGGGCUCAGAUGUCCUCAAGGCUGCCUUUGAAGGCUACAAUGCUUGCAUUUUUGCCUAUGGCCAGACUGGCUCAGGAAAGUCCUACGCCAUGAUGGGAAACCCGGGCGAUGCUGGUCUCAUUCCCCGCAUCUGCGAGGGUCUCUUCAGCCGUAUCUCAGACAUGAGCCGAUGUGAUGAGGCUUCCUUCCGCACCGAGGUCAGCUAUCUGGAGAUCUACAAUGAGCGUGUACGGGAUUUGGUCAGGAGGAAAUCUAACAAGACCUUCAACCUGCGAGUCAGGGAGCAUCCCAAGGACGGGCCCUACGUGGAGGAUCUGUCCAAACACCUUGUGCAGAAUUACAGUGACGUGGAGGAGCUGAUGGAAGCCGGAAACCUGAACCGCACCACUGCCAGCACAGGCAUGAAUGAUGUCAGCAGUCGGUCCCACGCCAUCUUCACCAUAAACUUCACGCAGGCCAAAUUUGAUGCAGAGAUGCCCCGUGAGACGGUCAGUAAAAUCCACCUAGUAGACCUGGCAGGCAGCGAGCGGGCAGACUCUACAGGAGCCACCGGCGUUCGCCUCAAGGAGGGGGGAAAUAUCAACAAGUCCCUAGUGACACUGGGCAACGUCAUCUCUGCAUUGGCUGAUCUCUCACAGGAUGUGGGUGGGUCGCAGGUCAAGAAGAAGCAGGUUUUUGUGCCUUACAGAGACUCUGUGCUCACAUGGCUGUUGAAGGACAGCCUGGGUGGGAACUCCAAGACCAUCAUGAUUGCAACCAUCUCUCCUGCGGACGUCAACUAUGGCGAGACGCUGAGCACACUGCGCUAUGCCAACAGGGCCAAAAAUAUCAUCAACAAACCCACGAUCAACGAGGAUGGCAACGUGAAGCUGAUCCGCGAGCUACGUGCUGAGAUUGCCCGGCUCAAAGCCCUGCUGGCCCAGGGCAACCAGAUCGCGCUCCUGGACUCCCCCACAGCUCUCAGCAUGGAGGAAAAACUUCACCAGAAUGAGGCCAGAGUCAUAGAGCUGACCAAGGAAUGGACAAACAAGUGGAACGAAACACAGGACAUCCUCAAGGAGGAGACCCUCGCUUUGAGGAAGGAGGGGAUUGGAGUUGUUUUGGACUCGGAAUUACCCCAUUUAAUUGGAAUUGAUGAUGACCUUCUUAGCACAGGAAUUAUCCUCUAUCAUCUGAAGGAAGGAAGGACCUAUGUUGGUCGUGAUGAUGCCACUACAGAGCAGGACAUUGUUCUCCAUGGGCUGGACCUAGAAAGCGAGCACUGUGUGUUUGAGAACCUCAGUGGGACUGUGACCCUAAUUCCACUCAACGGUGCCCAGUGCUCGGUCAACGGCAUCCACGUGGUGGCACCCUGCCAGCUCAACCAAGGAGCAGUCAUCCUGUUGGGGAGGACCAACAUGUUCCGGUUCAACCACCCAUCAGAGGCUGCCAAGCUAAGGGAGAAGAGGAAGAGUGGGCUCCUCUCCUCCUUCAGCCUGUCCAUGACGGACCUCUCCAAGUCUUGCGAGAAUCUGUCAGCAGUCAUGCUGUAUAACCCAGGUCUCUUCGCUUUAAAGGGGCCCAUCUGUCUCAGGCUGGAGUUUGAAAGGCAGCAGAGAGAGGAACUUGAAAAGUUGGAGAAUAAAAGGCGCCUGAUCAAGGAGAUGGAGGAGAAGCAGAGGUAUGAGAAGGCUGAGCUGGAGCGCAUUCAGCAAGAGGUGGAGUCGCAGCGCAAGGAGUCGGAGCAGGUGCAGCUGCGCAUCCGCAGGCAGGAAGAGAGCCUGAAGCGCCGCAGCCAGGACAUCGAGAGCCGGCUGCGUGACCUGCUAGCCGAGAAGGAGCGGUUUGAGGAGGAGCGCCUGCGCGAGCAACAGGAGCUGGAGUUGCGUAGCCGGAGGCACGAGGAGGAGCGGCUCAGUUUCACGCAGGAGGAGCAGGAGCAUCUGCGCGAAGCCCAUCGCAAAGAGCGUGCCGAGAAAAUGGAGAUCUUCUGCGAGCUGGAGAAGCUGCGGCGGGAGCGAGACGAACAGGCCGUGCGGAUGGAGCUGGAGAAGAGGCGCCUCGAAGAGCAGGAGCGGGAGCAGCGCAACCUGGUGGCCCGCCUGGAGGAGCAGCUGCGCGAGAAGCAGGAGAGUGUGGGCCUGCUGCGGACGGAUGAUGUGCAGAGGGCGGAGCAGGAGCGCGCCGUGCUGCAGGGUAUUCGCGGGGCGCUGCUCAAAGCCAAGGAAGCACGGCCCGACGGUGACGAGGAGCACGCAGAGGUGCGCAGCGCCAAGGCCUCCUACGUGGACUUCAAGGUUGCUCAGCUAGAGCAGCUGAAAGGCCUGCAGGCCGGUCUGCUGCGGCAAAAGGAGCGGCUGGAGGCGGAUGUGCUUGGCGAGCGCAAGGCCCUGAACGCCAUCCUGCAUGCCCACGAGGAGCACCAGAGGCAGCUAAGGGAACUGCCGGAGCUGGGGUCGUCCAACGCCUCCCAGCUGGCCCAGGAAAAGGAACGCAUCUGGCAGGCAGAGCAGUGGCUUCGCUACAAGGAGCGGCAGCUGGAGCGCCUGACGCAGACACGGCUGCCCGCCGUGGCCGAGGAGCGUCAGCGAGUGGCUGAGCUCCUGGAACGUGGGCCACCAGGCCUGGACAACGCCCUGUACCAGGUGGAGAAGGAGAUUGAGGAGAAGGAGGAGCAGCUGUCACUAUACUGCGCCAGCGCCGACCAGCUGCAGCAGCUGCGGGAUACCUACGAGUUCACGGCCAACGUGGCACGCCAGGAGGAGAAGGUGCGGCGCAAGGAGAAGGAGAUCCUGGAGUCACGGGAGAAGCAGCAGCGUGAGGCCCUGGAGGAAGCGGUGGCGAGGCUUGAACGGCGGCACUCAGCCCUUCGCCGGAGCUCUGCCCUCGAGCUAGAGAUUGAAGAGCAGAGACGCAAGCUCUCAGGGCUGGGUACCCCACACACCAGCCUGGAGGCUGAGCACCAAGCGCUGGAGCAGGACAGAGAGAGGCUGGAGCAGGAGAUCCAGCAGCUCAAGCAGAGGAUCCGGGAGAGCGAGGGCGGCCACAGGAGCCGGCACUCCAGCGGGGAUGAGAAGCCAGUCCUCGGCAGCUCCCCAGUGAGCCCUGGCCACAGCCUGCCCGGCGUGCUGCCCAUCACAGAUGACAGGAUCAACGCAUACAUCGAAGAAGAGGUACAGAGGAGACUGCACAAGCUGAAUCUUCUUAACGGGGACCACAGCAUCGAGGUCCCGCUCUCCUCGGACACAGCAAAGACAGAGCAGCAGGAUGAGAAUCAGUCUGGCCCCACCGAUUCGCGAAAGAUGAAGUACGAGCAAAGAGCUGAGUCUGUGCUGCAGCCUAGCUUCCUGUUUGCCCCUGGAGCGGAGAGCGCUGUGGCCUUGGGCGGCGACAUGGGGCAGAGCGUUCGACAACAGGAGGCCCCGCGGUGCCUUAAUGAGCCCCACCGGUGGGGGGCCACACAUCAUGGCACGGAGCCAGGAGCUCAGAAGGGGACCGAAGUCCACGAGGAGGGUGCCGAUCUCCUGCUUCAUAAAUCAAGCGGGCAUGGGGCGGUAGCGGAGGUGUGCUGGGAUGGUCCCGCAGCCCAGGCCUACGGUGCUGAUGGAUCCAACUGUAAGGAUCUCCGUGCCUUGCGGGCUCCUGAUAACGAGAGCAGAGGCAUCACCAUGGACGACAGCGCACCCGCAGGGACCUUGUUAUGCGGCGUACCCUGCCUCCAGCUCGCCCGUCCUUCGGCCGAGGACACAACCACAGGCGGUGGGGAGCACCAGCGGGUCAAGGGGCGUUCCGAGCCGGAGGUGCAGGAAUGUAGCUCAUUCUGUGGUCCUGUGAGAAAUGCGGAGGGGGGCGUGGUCUCUCUGCACAGCCAGUUUGGUCCUGCUGUCGUCUCAAAGGGUCUGGGGACCAUCUCUGAGGUGCAGUUAUUGACCCGGGAACUGAAAGUGGGCUACUUUGGCUUGGGGUCCUUAGUGAGCAGGCUCUCGUGUGUGUACAGAGAUGCUCACCGGGUCCUCCGGCAGGUCAGAGACAGAGACUUCCAGCUGGCCAGCGGCUGGUACAACCACAUGUGUGCCGCUAUCAAGGAGUUGUCGUUCCCACAGCACAUUCAGCCUGAAAUGUCCUUUGAAGCGGAUGUCAGGGAGAGGGGAACCCACUUCUCAGAGGUGCCCACAGUCACCCAUCCCCUUAUAGAAGACUUUGUGGGAAAGCUCGGGUCAUCGUGCAGCUCUGUGGCCACGUACCAGAGGGACGGCGUCGAGGUGUUUUGCCAGCGUCUAGUGGAGUUCCCGCCGGGCCUCCAGAAGCUGCAGUCAUUGCCCCUGCGGGAGCUCCGGGCGUGUCUGUGCUCAGUGGUGCCUCCACACGUGUUUGUCGCUGAGCUCUUGCUCGCUGCUUUCUGGCUCAGGGUGGCCCGCUGCUCAGAACCAACCCCACAGCCUGCCCUGCUUGUUUUGUUUGAGUCUGUUUUGUAUGCAUUGACCUCAGACCCAGAACUCAGCAGUGAGCAGUUCUCCCUGGCUGUGCUCCACGAGCUGCCCUUGCAGCAGCUGAAGGAGAUCGACGUGGGAUUUGGCGGGCAGAGUGUCCGGCUCCUGGGCCCCACCGAGGGCUCCGUCCUGGCUGUGUACACCAAUAGUAAAGAGCUGAGCCAGGCUCUGUGCCGGAGCCUUGUGGAAGCGCUGUCCCCAGAUGCCGGUAACUCUGGCUACCUGGAGCACCCCCUUCUCCAAGAAGAUCUCCUGCAGCUUUCACUGGACUGGAAAGCGGAAAACCCCGAUCUCGUUCUGGAGGACGGGCGGCGCCUUGGCUGUCACUUCAAGAAGGUUUUGGCCGACCUCAUCUACUUUGUAUACGGCAGCAUGGGGAAGGAGCAGGCAUCCAUGGCCGACAUCCAGCUGUUGCUGUACACUGGAGUAAAGGUGGCUGUGACCCCCCAGUGGCAGCCACGCACCCUCUGCCAGUUCCUCCUCACGGAAACUCACAUGGGCCUGGUGGAGGAAGAUGCCCUCUUCCACCCGGUCCCACGCCACCUCGCCCUCGUGCCCCAGCAAGCCCACUUUCAGGGCAUGACGCUGCGGCGGCGUUCAGACAUUCGCUGCAUACUGGCGGCCAGCAGCAGCCCUUCAACUACCGUGGAGAUCGUCUUCACCACGAGUCACCCUGAGCUUGCUGUGGCAGCGGUCCCAUCUGUCCCGUGGAGCAAUUUAUCCUCCCACUCUGAAGUGUGGAAAUUAACUUUCAGCUCCACUGCUGAGACCGCCUUCCUGAUUAAUAACUUGUCAAACGUCUGAUCGAGGACUCGGCAGAUAAUAAUUAACGGCCGUGGCCAAAAAAUAAGAGACAGAUUAAAUUAAGAGAUGAAUGCUUCGUAAUUACUGCACAACAGAUUUGUUUGAAUUAAAGUUAUAUGAAUUUUGUACAUAUAUAGAAAAGUCAUUUUGCAUUUGUGUAUUUCCCAGUCUUCCUAAGCUGGUUGAAAUUUUCCUUAUUUCAUCGGCUAUUUUCCUUAAUAUUUCUGCCAGCAGUCGGCAGCGUUAGCGGAGAAAAUGUCAUUUUGUUGGGGCUUCGCUGCUGCUGUUCAGUUGUGGAUUUGGGCGCUUUUGAAUUUGCAAUCUUGUGCAAAGGAAGAAAUGAAGCAUUGGACAAAAUGAGCAAGUCCAGUGCAGUCUUUUUUUUUUUUUUUAAAUCAAAUUAGAAGCGCUCUGACGUUGCUGAAAUAGA